CGAUUCCCGUUCUUUCUUCUAGAGAAUGGAUUGGGCCUGGGCCAAGAGAAGCCCAAAGUUAAAUUGGGAAUUUGGGAGCCCAUUGCUGGUUGGGAAGGGAACGAUGAGGGGGAAGUAUGUUUUGAGGGUGUAUAUGUCGGCGAAGCACAUGACGGCGAACGUGGUGGAGGGGAACCAAGGGAGGGUGGUGGCGAGUGCGUCGACUGUGGAGCAUGCGAUAAGGGACGCGUUUGAGUGGGGGAGAGGCUGUAACGCCAAGGCGGCGGCGUCCGUCGGGGAGGUACUGGCCAUGCGGCUGAAGACGGAGGAGGCGCAGCUGGGAGUGGGAGGUGGGGUCCACAUUGACGUCGAGAAGGAGAUCGAGAAGAAGGGUGUGGAAAGCCAAGCCAAGCUUUGGGCCAUUGUCAAUGCUUUGAGGAACAGAGGCGUCAAGGUUUUCACCCUAAAACAUCACAGUUGAGGUUCGUAUUCAUCCCAGAAAAGGAA
Molecule: messenger RNA, 486 nt
Organism: Abrus precatorius (Indian licorice)
Lineage: Eukaryota; Viridiplantae; Streptophyta; Magnoliopsida; Fabales; Fabaceae
Exons: 1
Coding region: 26-460 (144 amino acids)
Biological process (GO): translation
Cellular component (GO): ribosome
Molecular function (GO): 5S rRNA binding; structural constituent of ribosome
Source: RefSeq, a predicted model, not a curated record